CCCACUCCCGGGGGGACGUUCCGUGGCACAGCCGCCGCGGCCGUCGCUUCUUUCACACUUUAGUUGGAGCCGCGCGCCGCGCUCAGUGACUGGAGAGCUGGCCGCGCGCCGCCGCCUCCCGCACGCACGCACGCGGGCCGGGCUGCGGGGCGCUGGGUUUCCACUCCCAGGCGCCGGGAGGAGGGGGCGACCCCGACACCUCGUGGGGAGGAGGAGGAAGAGGAGGCGGAGGGAGGAAGAAGCCCGGCGCGGAGGACAGGGCGGGGGGCGGGAGGCUGGCCACCUUCAGCCCCCCCGCGAGCGAGGUGCACGGAACUUGAACGACUCAGCAGGAAGGUGGAUUUUAAAGUCUUUAAAGAAAAGAAAAAUGUCCCUGUGUCUGUAGAGAUGAUUUGCAGUUCAGCCCGGCUGAAGCUGACCGAAUGAGACUAUGGGCUGUGCCUCCGCCAAGCAUGUUGCCACUGUUCAAAAUGAAGAGGAAGCCCAGAAAGGGAAAAACUACCAGAACGGAGAUGUGUUUGGCGAUGAGUAUAGAAUCAAACCGGUGGAAGAGGUCAAAUACAUGAAAAAUGGGGCAGAAGAGGAGCAGAAAAUAGCAGCCAGGAACCAAGAAAACUUGGAAAAAAGUGCCAGUUCAAAUGUAAGACUUAAAACUAAUAAAGAGAUUCCCGGAUUAGUCCAUCAACCCAGAGCAAACAUGCACAUCUCUGAAAGCCAACAAGAAUUCUUCAGGAUGCUGGAUGAAAAAAUUGAAAAGGGUCGAGAUUACUGUUCGGAAGAAGAGGAUAUCACAUAGCACCAAUUCUACCACUCAAACCCGGAGCUACUACUGUGUAAAUAGGUUACACCCCAGUUGAAAUCUUUGCAAAGGUCGGUUCUCUUCAACGGACAGCACUAUAGCAAAAGAAGAUCGUUCCAUAGCAUAUGCCCCAUUAAAUUACAGUGUUUCUUAAUGAACUUGCAAAGGAAUAUUGCUAAAAACAAAACAAAACUGUUAUCGAACUUUCUUUGUUGCUGCUACUUAAAACUUGUUGCAACUUUUCACUUCUCUUGUGUCCAGGUAUGCAGCAAAAUUCUGCAUUCUCACCUUAAAGAUAUUGUCGGUUUUACAGAUGCUCUCCAACCUAUUUUCUAUAAGAUGAAGUAGUGGUGAACUCAGAUAUCAAACUUCUAUUCUAAACCAGUUCCACUUCUAAGACAAGCGUCUCCUUCCUGCUCUCCUUUCUCCCUGUCUCCCCUGAGCACUAGAACUUUCCUCCUCCUCACCGACAAUGUUGAGCUUUGGAGAUGGGAUGGCUGCUUUGACAAGCCUUGUUUCUCUGCUAAGAAGAAGUAGAGAAGCAUUCAGAGCAUGUGUGACAUGACUCCUAGGAAAGAACAGCAGGUCGCUUCACUUAGUAGGUAUCUUAAUCAAGGAUUAAGCUUGCAACUUUGGCUUUGCUCAGAUGCAAACGAAAGUGUGAUCACAAUCAUUCUGAAUCCCUCUUUCCCACUUUUUUUUCUAAGAAAAUAAACAUUUUACUGUUUUUAUG
Messenger RNA from Talpa occidentalis (Iberian mole), 1532 nucleotides. RefSeq names its product chromosome unknown C1orf21 homolog (gene CUNH1orf21). The transcript is spliced from 6 exons. The record is from RefSeq and is a predicted model, not a curated record. NCBI's taxonomy places the organism in Eukaryota, Metazoa, Chordata, Mammalia, Eulipotyphla, Talpidae. Bases 431 to 796 code for a protein of 121 amino acids.